UAGAAAAGGAGAGAAAGGAACGAAUAAAAGAAAAUGGAAUGAGUAGGAAAGCGGUAUAAUAGAGAAUUGGGAACGAAAACGAAUGCAGAUAAGAAGUGAGUAGAGACUAAAAGUGGGAGAUAGAAGUAGAAGUGAGAGAAAGUGAAAUGAUCGUGUCAGUUGCCGCUUUCGAGUUCCCUUGUUUUCAUUCGGGUUUUCCUAUGACGUCAAGGAAAAAAAGUGUACUUCCUGUUAUCUGCUUUGUUCUUUUUCUCAUUUUGUAACAGAUAAAAAAAAAAAAGGAAAAAAAAAUAUGCAACGAGAGUAAUGUAUUAUAUUAUCUCGAAACAUAUCAGAAGUUAUAUGCAACAUGACUCAGCCAAAUUUUGUAUGGAAUAUUGAUAAAUGAACUUUGAUGUAUCAACGUAUCUACUGUGUCCGAUGGAAAUACAAAUCGUUCGCAUAUAUAUACAAAAGAAUAUAGAAUAUAAUUGAGAUCAAUUGUAACGUUUUCCUUGUUUUCUCGUAGCCGCGAACGAAAAUCACAUGAAAACCAACGAAUUGUACUGAAAAUUUCGCUUCCUGGAGAUUUCCCGCCCUGUUCAUCGCCGUAUAAAUGAAUUCCAGAAGCGAAGGGCGUCCAGUGUACCUCAGUUCGUGUCGGUGAGGACCUAUCGGCACUUAGUUCCUUCAGUGUUAUAUUUGCCAAACAUGAAGUCCCUGGUGGCAAUGGCUGUGGCGGCGGCGGUGCUGGGGCUCGUCCGACCGCAGUGUCUUCCGGGACGAGGCUCCUCCUCUGGCAGGAUCAGCACCGACCUCUCGGGCAUCGCAGACUUCGGCUUCGAGCUCUACAGGCAGCUGGCGCCCCCGCAGUCCCCCGAGAACUUCUUCUUCUCGCCCUACAGCAUCUGGGCGGCCUUCACCCUCGCCUACUUCGGCACCGGGGGGGAGACGGCGGCGCAGCUCCAGAGGGCCUUGAGGGUCGGCGACCAAGCAGCCACGCUCGGGCUCUGGCGGGAGCUGGAGGCCAAGUACCAACAGCGCCAGGCUAACAACAAGGCGUACACGUUCACCGUCGCCAAUCGAGCAUUCAUUCACAACAAACUUCCCCUCCGACCAUGCAUUUCCGAUUUGCUGAGGACAGAAGUGGAAAGAGUGAACUUCCUUGAGACCCUGCCUCUGGUCGCCCACAUCAACAACUUCGCCUCCGCCUCAACCAAGGGCAGGAUCACCGAGAUUGUGUCUCCGGACGACUUGAUAGACGCCUUGAUGGUGCUCGUCAACGCUGCCUACUUCAAGGGCACGUGGCAGUACUUCUUCGAUGCCGCGGCCACCAUACCUAGGGAGUUCUACGUUACACCCGGAGACUCCAUCAUGACCCCUAUGAUGAAACAGAUUACGUCCCUGAGAUAUGGCGAGUUCGACCACAUCGCCGCGAGGGUCCUGGAACUGCCUUACGCCGGCGGUGCCAUGUCCAUGUUCCUUUUGCUUCCCAUGGACGAAGGGACUCAAGGCUUCGCUAACAUGGUGACAAAGCUGAACGAAAACAAUAUGCGAGCCGUGACCCUCGGGAAGGACUUAGUCAAGAAGAAUGUCGAUCUUCUUUUGCCGAGAUUCAGGCUUGAGCAAACAGUGUCCGAGACUCUAAUCCCGGCCCUCCAGAACAUGGGAAUCAUCGAUAUCUUUGACAGCAGGAAAGUGGACUUAACAGGUUUUGGACCUUUGCGAAACAUCACCGUCGACAAGGCCAUACACAAGGCCUUUGUGGAGGUGAACGAAGAAGGCACCGAGGCUGCUGCAGUGACAGCGGCCAUCCUCGUGUUCAAGUCGGCGUCGAGCAGUCGAGACGAUCUGCCCGUCCAAUUCCACUGCAACCGCCCUUUCGUCUUCCUCAUCCAGGACAACGAUACCCAAAACGUUCUCUUCGUGGGAGCCUUUAAGCGCCCGCGAGGAAGUGCUUAGUGAGGAGGAGAUCCUUUGGGCGGCAACAGGCUGGUUAGGAAGUAAUUGCUGCUCAAACGAAGCGAAGUUAAUGAAGUUUGGAAAGGAAAUGGGAAGAGGAGAAGGAUCAUUUUAGAAGAAAACGGAGCCGGUGCUUGGCCUGGCAUGCACAUUAUCUCGUCGGAAGAUUGACCUUUUUAGCCUUUAUAGUUUUAGUAAUUUUCACUUUUCAUUUAUUUGUUUCCUCUUAUUUCUCAGGGCUUGUCUCUGUCUCGUAUUUAUUGUAUUUUUGUUGUAUUGCAAUAUAUUGUUAAUAAAAUUAUCACAAUUGUUAA
This is a messenger RNA of Penaeus chinensis, 2255 nucleotides long. RefSeq names its product leukocyte elastase inhibitor-like. NCBI's taxonomy places the organism in Eukaryota, Metazoa, Arthropoda, Malacostraca, Decapoda, Penaeidae. The transcript is spliced from 6 exons. The coding region runs from base 691 to 1941 and encodes 416 amino acids. Gene Ontology annotation, molecular function: serine-type endopeptidase inhibitor activity. The record is from RefSeq and is a predicted model, not a curated record.